AUGGCUGCUUACGCUCUUUCCCAGGAGCACCGAGAUAUGCUCGAGAAGUCCCUCGUGGACUCCGACCCCGAGGUUGCUGAGAUCAUGAACAAAGAGAUCCAGCGCCAGAGAGAGUCAAUUAUCCUCAUCGCCUCCGAGAAUGUCACAUCCCGUGCCGUCUUCGAUGCUCUAGGAUCUCCCAUGUCCAACAAGUAUUCUGAGGGUCAACCCGGUGCGCGCUACUACGGUGGUAAUGAGCACAUUGAUGCCAUUGAGCUUCUCUGCCAGAAGCGCGCUCUCGAGGCUUUCCAUCUCGACUCUGAGAAAUGGGGCGUCAAUGUCCAGGCCUUGAGCGGUAGCCCUGCCAACUUGCAGGUAUACCAGGCUCUUAUGCCCCCUGGAGGCCGGCUUAUGGGCUUAGAUCUCCCCCACGGUGGUCACUUGAGCCACGGCUACCAGACCCCUGCUAAGAAGAUCUCUGCUGUUUCUACCUACUUCCAGACUAUGCCAUACCGGGUUAACAUCGAAACUGGCAUCAUCGACUACGACAGACUUGAGGAAAACGCUCAAUUGUUCCGCCCCAAAAUCUUGGUUGCCGGUACAUCUGCUUACUGCCGUGAGAUUGACUAUGCUCGCAUGCGUAAGAUUGCUGACUCCGUUGGCGCUUACCUUGUCGUGGAUAUGGCUCACAUUUCCGGCCUUAUUGCUGCCGAGUGCAUCAAGUCGCCCUUCCAUUACGCCGAUGUUGUCACCACGACAACGCACAAGUCACUCCGUGGUCCUCGUGGUGCCAUGAUCUUCUUCCGCAAGGGAGUCCGCAGCACCGACAAGACCGGAAAGGAGAUCAAGUAUGAUCUGGAAGAGAAGAUCAACUUCUCCGUCUUCCCUGGUCACCAGGGUGGCCCUCACAACCACACCAUCACUGCCCUCACCGUUGCCCUGAAGCAAGCCACCACUCCCGAGUUCAAGGCCUACCAGCAGAAGGUUGUCGCUAAUGCCAAGGCUCUUGAGAACAAGUUCAAGUCUCUUGGUUACACAUUGGUGUCUGGCGGUACCGACUCACACAUGGUACUCCUCGACCUGCGCCCCUUCGCCUUGGAUGGCGCCCGAGUUGAGGCUGUCCUCGAGAACUUCAACAUCGCUUGCAACAAGAACAGUAUUCCAGGCGACAAGUCAGCCCUCACCCCUUGCGGUUUGCGUAUAGGUACCCCCGCCAUGACAUCGCGUGGCUUUGGUGAGCAGGACUUCGAGCGUGUUGUCGAGUACAUUGACCAGGCCAUCAAGGUCUGCAAGGAGGUCCAAGGCGGCCUUCCCAAGGAGGCCAACAAGCUCAAGGACUUCAGGGUUAAGGUGGCCAGUGGUGAAGUCGCCAAGAUCAAUGAUCUCAAGAAAGAGGUUGCCUCCUGGUGUCUGACCUUCCCUCUCCCUGUCGAGGGCUGGAGAAUUGACGCUGGUAUCUAA
This is a messenger RNA of Xylaria bambusicola, 1440 nucleotides long. RefSeq names its product glycine hydroxymethyltransferase. Gene Ontology annotation, molecular function: cobalt ion binding; serine binding; zinc ion binding. Gene Ontology annotation, cellular component: cytoplasm. The transcript has 4 exons. Lineage: Eukaryota; Fungi; Ascomycota; Sordariomycetes; Xylariales; Xylariaceae. Gene Ontology annotation, biological process: tetrahydrofolate interconversion; L-serine catabolic process; folic acid metabolic process. The coding region runs from base 1 to 1440 and encodes 479 amino acids. The record is from RefSeq and is a predicted model, not a curated record.